Molecule: messenger RNA, 819 nt
Organism: Cucurbitaria berberidis CBS 394.84
Lineage: Eukaryota; Fungi; Ascomycota; Dothideomycetes; Pleosporales; Cucurbitariaceae
Product: alpha/beta-hydrolase
Exons: 3
Coding region: 1-819 (272 amino acids)
Source: RefSeq, a predicted model, not a curated record
AUGUCCGAUACAACCCACCCAAAUGAGCUCGUACUCGUCCCAGGUUCCUUCGCGUAUUCCGCACUCUAUGAACCCCUCAUCACGCCCCUCAGGGCGAAAGGACUUAUCAUCCAUGCGCUUGACCCGCCGUGCUUUCCAGCAAGCUACAAGAAAGGCACCCCCUCUCCCAGCAUGUACGAUGACGCUGCGUUCAUUAACGCUUUCGUGACGAAGCUCGCCGAAGAGGGGAAGGACAUUGUGCUACUGGCACAUUCGUACGGUGGCACACCAGCCACCGAGUCACUGAAAGGCGUAACGAAGAAGGAGAGGGAGGCGCAGGGCAAAAAGGGGGGUGUAGUAAGAGUUGCGUAUCUAACUGCCAUCGUGCCGAAGAUUGGGGAGCACUUGGCACAAGUGAUUAGUGCUGCUGCUCAGGGUGGCGCACCGCCAAUUGAGAUCGAUGAGGACGGAUGGAUGUUCCAGCCGCGCCCCGAUCUCACCGCCGCUAUUGUGUACAAUAGUCUCUCCCCAGAGCGCGGCACUGCGGAGGCUGCGAAGUUUGGCAAGCACGCCAGCAUUUCCUUCGGUACUAACCUCACCCACAACGGUUACAAAGAUGUCCCAGUAUCCUGGUUCUUCUGCGAGGAUGAUCUCUGUGUUGUGCCGGAGGUGCAGGAGACCGCCAUCAACGUCAUCGAAGAGAGUUGGAAGGGAACAGAGAGACAGGGAAAAAAGGUCGAUGUUACGAGGGUCAAAUGCGAUCACAUACCUAUACACAGCGCGAGUGAGGAGUUGGAGAAGUGGGUCGAAGGUAUCAUUGCCAAAGGUGGGAAAGAGUAG